AUGCUUCAGCCUCCUAUUAUGGGAGAUAUUCCUGCUGUAAGACUUUCUCAAGUAAAACCUUUCUCUGAAGUUGGAUGCGACUAUGGCGGUCCAUUCUCUUUAUUAAGAUAUCGUGCACGAGGUGAUAAGUCCUAUAAAGCCUAUAUUUGCUUAUUUGUGUGCAUGGCCACGAAAGCUUUGCAUUUAGAACUUGUUUCCGACCUUUCCUCCGAGACUUUUCUGGUUGCACUGCGUCGAUUCAUUUCUCGUAGAGGUCGCUGCAAUCAUAUUUAUUCCGAUUGUGGAACGAACUUUGUCGGAGCUUCUAGAGAACUGAUUAAUAUGCUAAAAUCCGCCGCUGAGCAAGAACAAAUUUCCUGGCACUUCAAUCCUCCAAGCGCGCCUCAUUUUGGUGACCUGUGGGAAGCAGGAAUAAAGUCUGUAAAACUCACAUUAAAAAGGGUUAUUGGUGAUCAAUUGCUCACAAAUGAGAGAUCCAUUAUCGACUAUAUCCUAAUCAGUAGACAUCAUAGAAACGACGAUGUAAGAGUAAGAAGAGAGGUCGAGAUAAACAGCGAUCAUUAUUUAACUGCAGCAGAAACCCGAAUAGGUAAUGUCAGGGAAGACCAAUCGGAUCCCAAUCAAAGUAAAAGAAUUACUCUUAAGAAACUUAAUAAAAACCGAAUUAGGGUACAUCGGCUGAAUGAUACGGAUAUAGCAAGAAAAUACCAAUUCAUGAUUAAACAAAGAUUAUGCAAUGUAAAAACAGACCAAAUGAGAGUAGAAGAUUUGUGGACUCUUUUUAAAACAUCAAUUUUGAUAACAGCCGAAGAAGUAUGUGGAAUAAGUAGAGAUAAUAAAACUAGAAAGCAGACGGCAUGGUGGAGUAAGAAUUUAAAAGAGCAAGUUAAGUGCAAGAAACAACGUUGGAAAGAGUAUUUACAGGACAGCACGGAACAAUCUUAUAAUCUCUAUAAAGAACAGAGAAAUAAAGUUAAGCUAUUGAUCAAGGAAGCAAAAAACAAAUCGUGGGAAGAGUUUGGGAACAAAAUGCUAAACGACUAUCACGCUAACCAGAAAUUGUUCUACCGUGUUCUUAAAAACCUCAAAACUGGCAAUCAACAAAGUUCAGUUAAACAAAUAGGCGACUCGAAUGGAAAUUUAGUCACCAACGAACAAGAAAUAAUAAAAUGCUGGAAAGAAUACUUCCAGAAGUUAUUAUGCACAGAUGAUGUUAUUACUAACUCGCAAGAAACUGAAUUAGCAAGUAAUAUUAACACAACGGCGUAUAGAAAAAUUGACGAAACGGUCGAAGCAAUAAAAAUGUUGAAGAAGGGGAAAGCUGCGGGUCAUGACAAUAUAACAGGAGAAAUGUUGAAGAAUUUAGGAGAAAGUGCUGUCACUGUUUUCACUGAUUUGCUCAAUAAAAUCAUAAAUGAAGAGGAGGUACCCCGAGACUGGGAAUUGGGAAUUAUUUUGCCUAUAUUCAAGAAAGGUGAUAAAACAACAUGUGUGUAUAGAGGCAUCACUUUGCUUAGCAUACCAUCGAAGGUGUUUGAAAGAAUUCUGGAACAACGAUUAAAGGGGGACACAGAUGAACUACUCGAUCAAGCACAGAGUGAUUUCAGAAAGGGAAGAAGUGUGCAGGACCAUAUAUUCACGCUCAAACAAAUGGCAGAAAGAAUAAAAGUAACGGGGAAAAAUAUAUAUGUAGCAUUCCUAGAUAUCGAAAAAGCUUUCGUUAGGGUUCCUAGACAAGUCGUGUGCGAUAGCCUAAAGAAAAGGAGUGUCCAUUCAAAGCUGAAGAGUGACAUAGUGUGUUUAUACAAAAACACAAGGAACUAUGAUACAAGUGCAGCUGUUACAAGAGUAUACGCCGGUUAUAGAAAUCUACAACCAAUUUGGAUAAAAGAAUGCGCAUUUGCAGACGACUUGGCAAUUUUAGCUAACAGCGAAAAAGAACUGAAAAGAAAUUUAGAAAUCUGGCUGGAGAGAGAAAUCUAA
Sitophilus oryzae (rice weevil) is the source of this 1983-nucleotide messenger RNA. RefSeq lists its product as uncharacterized. Gene Ontology annotation, molecular function: nucleic acid binding. The coding region runs from base 1 to 1983 and encodes 660 amino acids. The transcript has 3 exons. The record is from RefSeq and is a predicted model, not a curated record. Lineage: Eukaryota; Metazoa; Arthropoda; Insecta; Coleoptera; Curculionidae.